Cydia pomonella (codling moth) is the source of this 1812-nucleotide messenger RNA. Its product is annotated as carbonyl reductase [NADPH] 3-like. The transcript has a single exon. Gene Ontology annotation, molecular function: oxidoreductase activity. The coding region runs from base 308 to 1174 and encodes 288 amino acids. NCBI's taxonomy places the organism in Eukaryota, Metazoa, Arthropoda, Insecta, Lepidoptera, Tortricidae. The record is from RefSeq and is a predicted model, not a curated record.
GAGAGUAAAGUGUCACGAAAUGGCCUCAUCUCAGCAAAUCUAAUUAAUCUAGCAAACACUAGACUACUGGUUUGACAUCAAACCGUCAUUUUAUGUAAACGCCGACUUCCUAGUGCAUUCGUGUAAUGGUAUUAAUAUCUGACUCAUUUACAAACGUAAUUAUAUUGACAUUGACUGAUUGCCAGUAUCUAAAGCUAACAGCAGAUUACAGUUAAUCUAACAAUUGUAUAAAAAUGCUCGUGCUACGGUAAUCAUACCGCAUAACGUUAUUUCUCACCGGAGAGAAAAUAUAUUUUAUUUAAACACCAUGAUUGACAAAGUGGCAUUAGUAACGGGAUCCAACCAGGGCAUUGGAUUCGCUAUCGUCGAAGAAUUACUCAAGAGAGAAGUAAAAUAUGUCUACGUGACAUCUAGGAACGAGCAGCGGGGCCUAGAUGCCAUCAACAAGCUUAAAGAAAAAGGUUUGAAUCCUCUUUUUCAUCAGCUAGAAGUCACUAAUGCAGAAAGCGUAAAAAAAUGCGCGGCUUACUUGAAAUUAAAACACGGUGGCUUGGAUAUACUCAUCAAUAACGCUGGAGUUAUUACGGAAGAUUGGGAGAAAACCACAUACGAGGACGCAGUUCGAGUUAUCACCACAAACUACUACGCCAUCCUGACGAUCCAGGAGCAUUUCUUCCCAAUCCUGAAUCAGAAUGCAAGAGUAAUCAACAUUUCAAGCGACUGUGGGCACAUUUCUAAUCUCAAAAACAAGGAAUGGAUAGCCACAUUGACGAAGAAGGAUCUAAAGAAAGAUGACGUUGAUGCAUUCGUUAACUGGUUUUUAGACUCAGUCAAAAAUGGAACUUUGAAAAACGAGGACUUCUUUCAGACUCAGCUGCUCGCUUAUCGGAUUUCCAAAGUGGCGCUGAGUGCGUUGACCAUCGUGCAACAGAAUCAGAUUGAUAGAAAUAUUUCUGUGAAUUGUCUACAUCCUGGAUUCGUGCAGACGUCGAUGACUAAUGGCAGUGGCCCGUUUACCAUGGAACAGGCCAGCAAAGCCCCGGUAUAUUUAGCAUUGGACGUGGAUCAGUCGGUAAAGGGACAGUAUUUCUGGUAUGAUAAAGAAGCGAAAGAUUGGCGGAACCCCAACCUUCCGCUAUAUUGUGAUUUUAAUGUGAUAAAACAGUAUUUGUAAAGAUAAAAAAGAGUUCUUUUUAGUGGCUCACCUCAGUAAAAGAUACAGCUUAAAGAAAAACAUUUGAUCAAAGAUAGACGCAGAUAACAGGCGGUUUUAUCGCUAAAGAGCGAUCUUUUCCAGACGACCAGGUAAAUUAUGUAGUGCACAUGUUUUUGUAUUAUAUCAUGAAAUAUGCAGAAAUGCUAAAUUAAAAUACAUGUAUAAUAACCGUUGAUUAUAUUUCGUCAUUUUGAUAAAAAAAUAUUGUCAUAGCCUUUUGAAGGCAAAAUAUAAUUUUCAUCUUAAAAAAAAAAUUGACAUAACGUAAUCACCUAACAAAUUAGUAAACACUAUAAUUGUGUACCUUGUUCAGUAGAAGAGCAGGAAAUACUAGAUAACAUACAAUUGCGAGUGACCUCAGGGUCGAGUGUUGAUAAGUUAUCAUUCACUGUUACGAUCGAGGAGUCACCUUGCUAAUGACAUUCAUGUGAAGAAACCAUUGCUAAUAACACGUCGAUAUUAACAUACGUUUUUAUAUGAAUAAAUUCUGUGGGUCGCGAAGUAGAAACGAUUAACAAUUUAUAAUAAGAAGUCAUGAUCAAUAAAUUAGCAUUGGUAACUGGCUCAAAUCAGGGCAUUGGAUUUGCCAUAGUGGA